This is a messenger RNA of Oncorhynchus nerka (sockeye salmon), 2068 nucleotides long. Its product is annotated as nucleolar transcription factor 1-like. The transcript is spliced from 16 exons. The record is from RefSeq and is a predicted model, not a curated record. Lineage: Eukaryota; Metazoa; Chordata; Actinopteri; Salmoniformes; Salmonidae. The coding region runs from base 350 to 1996 and encodes 548 amino acids.
CUGUGAACCGAAUUACAAUCGUCUCCCAGUUUCAACUGCGCAACCUACGUCAUCAAUUUCGGCACCAGGCGUUUCCGUAUAGCCUAUCCCAAUGAAAAGUCUCAACUUUAGCUAGCCAUGUAUAUAAUUUGUUUCUGCAUUUGAGUAUUUAAUUUAGCUAAACAAUAUUGCUUGCACCAGGACCAUGAAAGGGGAACGUCUCACGUGCUUACAAUCACCACACGAAUGAAUUGUAAAUAGCCAUGUGGUUCUUUAGCAACUGAGCUAGCAAACGUUACUCACAUAGCCGCUAGUUGUUUUUCAGCAUUCAAAGGGCUAUUAGUCGUGCAAACAUCGCCACUAGUUUGUGAUGGACUUUACAGAGGAAGACGAAAUGGAGACAAGUGAUAAAGAACAAGCCUGGGGUAGGAAGGACCUGAUAACGCUCCUGCAUGGUAUCAAAGAAAACAUUCCCAAAGGUGACAUGAGUGUUUUCACUAAAGGGGAGAGGACACUGGAGUGGGAAAAGGUGGCUUUUGGUCCCUACUCUCCACAGAUGUGUCAUCAGAAGUGGAAGGAACUAUCAAAAAAGAUACGCAAGGUUCGUUCUCUAGCAGAGCUGGUCACUGAAGCUGAGGUUGCCUUUGAAAACCCUUUCCAGUGCCAGAACUGGAAGAUACACCCUGACUUCCCAAGGAGACCUACCCCGUCAAACGGCAUCUUCUCCAAAGAGAACUUUAAAAAGUUUAAGAAGCAGCAGCCUGAAAUGACACCUACUGAACUCUUUAAGUUAAUGAGUGAGAAGUAUAAUGAGCUCCCAGAGCACAAGAAGGCAAAAUAUAUUGCGAAGUUCCAGAAAGAGAAGGAAAUGUAUGAGAAACGCAUGAGGAAGUUGAGGAAAGAGUACUCUGGGGGGAAGAAGGUACAGAGAGACUGUUUAAAGAACAUAAAAGGGCCCCUCACACCCCACGGGCUCUGGUACCGCCACGAGAGGAGGGAAUUCCUUCUAGCCAACCCAGGUGCCAAAAGAGACUGUAUCAGGCAGAGUAUUGUGCAGAAGACGCGCUGGUCCAAGCUACCUGACGAGGAGAAACUCAAGUGGAUCAAUCGCUCUCUGGAGCAGCAGACACAGUAUGAGGAGGAGGAGAUGGAGGAGCACCCAGAGAAUAAAGGGAGUCGGAAGGCCAAGCAUAAGCCACUUCUACGCAAGAGUGAGAGACUGUUGAAGGACUUGGCAGACGGCAAACCUGACAAACCCCCAUCGAAGGCUUACAACCUUUUCUGUAGGGAACAGAAAGCCAACAUACAGGGAGAGGGACACUCUAACACCCAGUAUUUGGUGAUUUGCUCCCAGCGCUGGAAAGAAAUGACAAAGAGUAAAAAGGAAGACUACCAGAGACGCUGUGACAAGUUAAAGAAAGAAUACGAGGUCAACCUGAACCAAUUUUUGUGUACUGUGACAGAUAAGGAGCGCAUUCUAUUGGAGAACAGGAAAAGCAUGCAGACCUCAACGAUGGCUGCACAAAAAGUGACGAAAAAUAAGUUUCAAGGCGAGCCUAAGAAACCACCUGAGCGGGGUAACACAGUAUUUUACAGCGAGAAGAUGGCGGAGCUGAGAGCCAAGUCGAGCCGCCUCAGCUCCAGGAAGUGCAUGGCCAUGGUCAGCCCACUGUGGAAGAAGCUGGCCCAGAAGGAAAAGGAGCACUACCAGAGAAUAGCCCAGGAGAGGGCUAGGGAGUACCAAGUAGAGCUGCGCAGCUGGUUUAAUACCUUGUCCAUAAAGGAACAGGCAAAGUACUUGGAUCAAAACCCAAAUAAAUUGAAAAUCCUCGACAACACAGAGCAGAGAUGGAUGGCAAAGAAGGGCAGAACAUCAGACUCGGAGGAUGACGACAUCGACACAUCCAGUGAUGAAGAUGACUCUGAUGAGGAUGCCGAACAUAUGAUGGAAAAGGAGAAUUGGUCAGGGUGCUCCAGUAUUAGCUCCAGUUCUGAAGAGGACUCCGAUACAGAAUGAUACUGUCCAUAACCUAAUGACUGAAUUAAUGUCAUUGACACUUGUCCCAAUAAACUCAGGUGUUUAUUUUGA